CAUUGCUUACAACUAACGCUCUUCCCCUUUUUUCCUACAACCCUCCAUCAAUCCAGGGCUCAAACUGUCAAAAACAUGGCGAAUCUUAAUUAUUUAAUAUUAGCUACUGAAGUUCUACAAUAAAUAAAACUAGAGAUUUAGUUGUUUAUGAGUGCUGAAAGUCUGAAAAAUGAAAUGUAAUAAAAGAUGAACAGUAUAAAUGUAAGUCGAAAGGAUGUUGUAUUAAGAACAAUUGAUUUUGAAAAAUGUAAAUUACUACUGCAAUUAAAUUUUCUUUUUAUUCUUAUUCUUUCUUUUUUUUGCUGGGGACCUCUUAGCAGCUUUAUGUUCUUUUAACUUAAAAAUUUUCUAUCUGUUCAAAAAUAUCACACUUUUUUUUACUGGGGUGGGGGCGGCAAGGAAGAAACCUACGCUACGCCACUUUAAAAAAAGGAGCUGCAAUUAACGGUACACAAUUUGACAUCAGGAACCAAAAUGUCCGACGAAGAAUCCGGAUGACAUAACCGACACCCGCUUCCUGCGUCACUGUUUGGAAACUUUUCUUCCUUCCUCCUCUUGUUACCGCGUAGGCGAUGAUAACAGAACAGCAGAAGAGAUGCAGCACCCCGUGUGUACGAAUCCUGCAGGGCUGGCGGGGAAGUUCCUGCCGUCGAAUCCCUUCAAUCUCAACCAGUCCUUCCUCGAGAGUCCAUCCGGCGGAAUCAAAGUCGCCCACACACUUUUGGGACUGAUCUGUCUCUCCGUCAUAGCACACUACUGCCAGUUUUUCCACCCACUGACGGGCGCUUCCCUGGGCAUACUCUGCAGUAAUAGCGCCGCCUUUUUCUUGCUCGUGACGUACGGCUGUUUCGUGACCUCAACGCUACUCCUCAUCUCCAGCCUGCUAUCCUACUUCUGUGCAUCGUUCCUACCGAAGACUGCCUUCGAGUUUGCAUACCACGUGACGUCGUGCAUCCUUUACCUGUCUUCAAGCAUGAACCUGUUGCUUUCUCUGGUGGCCAACAUUCCGCAAGGAACCAACUUCCAUGAGCCGGGAUUCGACGCAAAGGUCGCAGCGGCGGUCUUGGGAUUAAUCAACAGUUGCCUCUACGGCGCUAGCUCUUACUUCUCCUACAUAUCGCUGAAGCAAAUGUCUUAAAAACUCCGUGAAAAAAAAAGUCUGAAGCGAUUUUUUACUGAAUAUGCCGUUGGGAAAACUACUGUUCAGUGUGUAAAACCAAAUGCAUUGGAUUUUACCUACAUAAUGAAUUUGACCGCAACGGAAUUCUUCUCAGGAUUAUUGACUUCAAUUCAAUAUCGGCGAGUAAAAUUUUGCAUCAAUAUGACUCAUUUAAAAAGAAAAAAAUGGAAGUAGUUAAGUUAUUUGAAGUAUUUAUAGGAUUUUUUAAUCGUUUCACCUGUUUUUUUAAAUGCAUUUAUGUACAAUGUAGGGGAAUGUGGGGCAAAGUGAAAUGGUUAAGAUUUCUGAUUUUUUUCAAAAUUUACAAAUCGGAAAUUUAUUUUGAAAAUUACAGUACAUAAAGAAAGAACAUUGUGUUUUACAAUAAAACUUGCGUUGAAACAGUAUUUUUAAUUUUUGGCAAGAAAUUUUAGUCUUCAAAAAAAGUGGAAAUUUUUCACU
Molecule: messenger RNA, 1621 nt
Organism: Uloborus diversus
Lineage: Eukaryota; Metazoa; Arthropoda; Arachnida; Araneae; Uloboridae
Exons: 4
Coding region: 596-1138 (180 amino acids)
Cellular component (GO): membrane
Source: RefSeq, a predicted model, not a curated record